This is a messenger RNA of Aedes albopictus (Asian tiger mosquito), 3044 nucleotides long. RefSeq lists its product as uncharacterized. Lineage: Eukaryota; Metazoa; Arthropoda; Insecta; Diptera; Culicidae. The record is from RefSeq and is a predicted model, not a curated record. The transcript is spliced from 2 exons. The annotation marks the transcript as partial.
GCCUGACGCAUCUGAAUCAGAUGGUGAAAGAUUACUUCUCCAUGGAUAGUUUGGUAGUUCAACCGAGCCACGUUGGACGGCUUUCUAAGGACGAUGAACGCGCCAUAGCUCUUCUGGAAUCUCGCACUCACUUCAACGGAGAACGUUACGAAGCAAGCCUGUUAUGGCGGUCCGACAAAAUCCGUCUGCCGGACAACAAAGCAGUGGCAGUUCGUCGUUGGAGAUGCUUGGAAAAACGCAUGGAGAAGGACACGGAGUUAGCGAGCAUCCUGCAUGAAAAGAUUGCGGAAUACAGAUCGAAAAACUACAUCCGCAAGCUAACGUCGGAGGAGCUGUCAACAACAUACGAGCGGGUAUGGUACUUGCCUAUUUUUCCGGUAUACAAUCCGAAUAAGCCAGGCAAGGUUCGGAUUGUGUGGGACGCUGCCGCCCAAGCAUACGGGAUAUCACUGAAUUCGGUGCUCCUCACUGGCCCAGACCAGUUAGCGUCUCUUGUGGGCAUCCUGUACCAAUUCCGUGAGCAUCGAAUAGGCGUUUGUGCCGACAUCCGUGAGAUGUUCCAUCAGGUCGACAUCAAUCCUGAGGACCAGCAAUGUCAGCGUUUUCUUUGGCGUGACCGCGACGAACACGGUGAUCCAAGCAUCUACGUCAUGCAGGUAAUGACAUUCGGGGGGAGCUGUUCUCCUGCCACAGCCCAGUUUGUGAAGAACAAGAACGCCGAAAGAUUCGAAGAAGAAUAUCCAACAGCGGUAGCGGUCAUCAAAAAACGACACUACGUGGAUGACAUGGUUUUCAGCGUUGAAACGGAGCAAGAAGCAGUUGAACUGGCGGAGUCGGUGCGUUUCAUCCACAUGGAGGGUGGAUUUGAAAUCCGCAAUUGGGUUUCCAAUUCUCCGUUGGUGCUUUCCACUAUGAAUGGAGAAGAGUCAACGGAAAAGGACCUGAACAUAUCUGCGGAGGUGGCGAGUCAAAAAAUCCUCGGAAUGUGGUGGGAUACGAAGGACGACGUGUUCAAAUAUAACAUAUGCUGGACCAGAUUUGAUUCGGCGCUGCUUGAUGGAAGUCGUUGCCCUACUAAACGGGAGAUCCUUCGGACGCUGAUGACCAUAUACGACCCUCUAGGCCUCAUCGAUCACUUCCUGGUCUUGUUGAAAAUCUUGCUACAGGAGGUUUGGCGUGCUAACGUUGACUGGGACGAACGAAUCCCCGACAACCUGUUCGAGAAGUGGCGUGACUGGCUGCAAUUGCUACCCGAGGUAGAGAAAUUACGGAUUCCUAGGUGUUACCGGCAAGUUGUUUCAUCUUUGGGCGCAGCUUCCGUGGAAGUUCACGUAUUCGUUGACGCAAGCGAAAGUGCAAUGGCAGCGGCAGUGUUCUUGCGACUCGUAGAAGGGAAUCAAGUGGAAUGUACGCUGAUUGCUGCAAAGACUCGCGUAGCACCCUUGAAGUACACCUCCAUUCCACGAUUAGAACUGCAGGCUGCAGUCUUCGGGUGUAGAUUGGCGAAGAACGUUAUAGGAAAUCUGACGGUGAAUAUCUCCAAGUGUACCUACUGGACUGACUCCCGAAACGUUCUGUGCUGGUUAAGAGCUGAUCAUAAACGUUACAGUGCUUUCGUCGGGUCAAGGGUAAGCGAAAUACAGGAAUCGACAGACGUCCGUGAGUGGAGAUGGGUUCCGACUCGUUCUAAUGUUGCUGAUGAUGGGACUAGAUGGCGAGAUCGGAUCGACUUGUCUGCGAGUAGUAGGUGGUUCAAAGCACCAGAAUUCUUGAUGCAAGCGGAAGAAGACUGGCCAACACUUCCGCAAAAGUUGCUUUCCACUGAGGAAGAAAUGCGACCCAGCUUAUUGCUCCACUUCAAAGUUCCCGAACCUGCGAUAGAUGUGGGAAGAUUUUCGAGUUGGCGGCGAUUGCUAGCGGUGACUGGAUACGUCCUUCGAUUCUGCUUGAACCUUCAACGUCGUCGUAGUCAGCAUCCACUCAGAACUGGACCGUUAUCUAGCGAAGAGCUUCGAGGAGCGGAAGAAUACCAUUAUCGGCAAGCGCAACGAGAUGUGUACCAGGACGAAGUCGCAGCGUUGGAGACAAAAGAAUCAACUACCAAGCGUAUUCCAAAAGCGAGCUCACUUUACAAGUUGAGCCCGUUCGUUGACGAAUCCGGCGUAAUGAGGAUGAAGGGAAGAACCACUGUGUGUGCGUAUUUGCACAGUGACGCCAAGAAUCCUGUUAUUCUACCUCCAAAGCAUCCAGUAACAUCAUUAAUAUUAGUCCAUUACCACGAAAAGUUUGUGCACCGCAACUACGAGAUAGUAGUGAACGAAGUCCGCCAGAAGUACAGCAUCUUUCGCCUGAGACAAGCGCUUGCUGCGAUCCGUAGAAACUGCCAAUGGUGUAAAAACCGGGACGUUCUUCCUCAACCGCCAGAAAUGGCAGAUCUUCCUGCGGCCCGGCUGUCUGCGUACACGAGGCCAUUCGCACACGUUGGGGUGGAUUAUUUUGGUCCAAUUGAGGUGACGGUCCAGCGAAACCUGGUGGAAGUUCUACAUGCGCGGCGUCCAACCGAUGAAGAGCUGCGCAAUGCGUUGACGGAAAUAGAAGGCGUGCUAAACGCACGUCCUUUGACUCACGUGCCCAUUGAUGACGAAGCGGCUCCAGCGUUAACCCCCAACCACUUCCUGUUGGGUUCAUCCGACGGUUCCAAACCUUUGUCUCUAGUUGAUGCGGAUACUGCUGCACUACGGCGAGGUCACCCAACCUCCCAAUGGUUGGCAAAUCUAUUUUGGAAGCGUUGGGUCAGGGAUUACCUGCCCGACAUAACACGGCGAACAAAAUGGCACGAGAAGGCGAAACCUCUUCAGGUAGGUGACAUAGUAGUUAUCGUGGACCGGGAGCACCCCAGAAACUGUUGGCCCAAGGGACGAGUCAUCGGAGUGACCAGCAGAGGAGGACAAACUCGUAAGGCCACCGUACAAACCGUUGGUGGGAUCUACGAGCGACCAACAGUGAAACUCGCGGUGUUGGAUGUUCGGCGCGAGACUGAGUAA